This is a messenger RNA of Helianthus annuus (common sunflower), 2244 nucleotides long. RefSeq lists its product as uncharacterized. The record is from RefSeq and is a predicted model, not a curated record. Bases 1 to 2244 code for a protein of 747 amino acids. The transcript is spliced from 5 exons. NCBI's taxonomy places the organism in Eukaryota, Viridiplantae, Streptophyta, Magnoliopsida, Asterales, Asteraceae.
AUGGUUUUAAGGGGAAAAGAAGAUGUUCCUAUUGAAACACUCCGGACCCCUUCUGAUGAAACUUGGUAUCAGGAUUUGAAGGAGAUACCUAACAUUGCUUUGCCGGAGAAAGCCCUUGUCGGAGCUGGGAUGAGUUUGAACUGGAAGAUGGAUUGGGACGACAAGCCUGUGUAUACAAAGGGAGGCCAUGUUGUUUCGCUGUAUGUUGUUGCAUACAAAAGAGAAGGGGGGAGAAUGGGUACCAUUAAGAAAAAUCUUGAUGAAGAGUGUUGGUAUGAUCGUAUUGCGAGGAAUUUUUCUCUUCCGCGGGACGCGGAUUUGUCUGAACCUCCUGCUGCUGGCGCAGGUGAGUUGUCAAAUUUGGGCGUAGGCCCUGAGAAGAAAAGACGCGCUACGACCAGUAAUGUUGCGCCUAAGAAAAGCGAUGUAGGGAAGACUCAAUCUUCCAAAGCUAAAAACGUUGAGAAGAAAGGUAUGCGCCGUUCUUCUGACAAGUGUGAUUAUGUGGUGGUUUCUGACACUUUGGAGGGUCUUACGCCUGCAGUUACUAUUAGGCGACCGAAACCAGAACCGAAAGAUUCUGCUGAUAUUCCUCCAUCCAACCCAGAUGAUCCGAUUGACUUGGAAUCUAGCCCUGAGCAUUUAGUGCAAAGGGGGGCGAGCAAGAGAAAACAAACUGAUACUGACGCGGAGGGCCAACCUCCUAAGAAAGUUCAAAGAAAGAAGAUUACCCGACGGGGGAAUCUUGAUGCUUUUGUUACGGAAUCUGUUUCUGAAGGUGCAGAUGAUGAUGCGGAGAAGCCUGUUGAAAUCGAGAGGUCUGCUGAUGCUGGCCUAGGUAAGGUGGAUGAUACGGAUAAUCCUUCGACCCCCGAGGUGGUUACUCAAGACCAAGGGGAAGGGGCAACUGAAAAAAUUCCUACUCCUUCGCCUUCAGAUACUAUGCCGGAGCAUGUUGAGAGGAUGACGGUUGAAGAGCAAGACUCGUCUGUCGGUGUUAGGAAACAAUCUCCCAUCCGCCCAGAGGAAACUUUGGGAGAUUAUUACUAUCGGAGCUAUUCGGAGAAGGAUGCUGCUGACCUUCACGCCCCUGUUUGGAAUUUGAAGAAAGGAGAUACUUUUGCGGACUGGCAUGCGUGCCAAGAUUGGCUGCAGGGGAUAUUUCCGCCUGGGGAGGUCAAGUUUCAGGAAAGCCGAUCUUGUGAACAGGCCUAUCAGUCUUAUGUUGCUGAGACCGCCUCUCAUGUUUCUACCACCCACCGUAUUGUUCGGGAGUGGUAUAAUAUGCAUAAAGAGCAGAAAUCUUUCAUGGCGGCUCAGAAAAAAUUCUCCAAUGAUGAGAGACGUCUGGCCCAAUUGAUGUCAAAAUUAAAAGAUGAUCAAGCCAAGUUUGAGGCUGAGCGCAAGACUGAGGAAUGGUCUGUUGCUGGUUGGAAAAGAAAGGCCGAAGCUGAGGCUGCUCUUCUUUCUGAAGAACGAAAAAAUUGGAGGAAAAUUUGUGAAAAGGACAAUGCGGAGAAAGCAAAUCUCCGCAUUAUUAUUAAUAACCUCAAAGCUGAUGUCGAAAAGCUGAAGAAUCAAGAUGCAGAGGUUGAAAGAUUGAAGAAAGAGAAUGCUGACUUGGAGGCUGCGCUGGCAGAAGCGCGUUCUCAUAGGGAACGGAGUGAGCAACGGGAGGUACAAGCUUUAAGCACUCUUGCCAUUAGAGAUAAAGAACUAGAGGAACUUACUGCUUUGGUUUCUGACCAGGAACAACUGAAAAAGGACCUGGAGCUUGCGCGUUCCGAACAUGCUGAAUCCUCUCGCCGUUUGACUGAGACUGAAGAGAAACUGGAAAAUUCAGAGACGACGCGGGCUUCAGCGGAAAGCGAGCUUGAGCCUUUAAAGAACGAUAUGACCUGGUUGAAGGAUCGUGGGAUUGCUUGUGUUGCUGAAUCUGUUUUGAACUCUAAAGAGCUGGAUAAGACUGUUGCUGAUUUAGUGGUUGCCGCGCGGCGGGAUGGUUAUGCGCAAGGUUAUGCAGAAUGCUCUCAACAUGUAACUAGUGCGCUGAAAGUUACUUGGGAUAAUAGCAAGUCCGCUGCUUUUGGCGUAGAUACUGCCGCUGCGCUUGCUUCUCUGAAGGCAGAGUUUAAUAAUUUACAACUUCCAGUUAUGGAGUUGAUAAAUGUGGCGCUGCAGUCGGAUGAUCCGGUAGCGCAGCUUAAAGAAAUCUUUCCUGAUGAGGAUGAAGAUUUAGAGUAG